Molecule: messenger RNA, 1484 nt
Organism: Phialemonium atrogriseum
Lineage: Eukaryota; Fungi; Ascomycota; Sordariomycetes; Cephalothecales; Cephalothecaceae
Product: putative snare complex subunit protein
Exons: 1
Coding region: 308-1450 (380 amino acids)
Biological process (GO): vesicle fusion; intracellular protein transport
Cellular component (GO): SNARE complex; membrane; endomembrane system
Molecular function (GO): phosphatidylinositol binding; SNARE binding; SNAP receptor activity
Source: RefSeq, a predicted model, not a curated record
UCCAGCUGCCGUGCACCUGUGCAUCUCAGCAAGGUACCCAAGUAUAGGUUGGUCGCCUGCUUCAGCUUUAAAACCCCUUCCCAUCUUGAAAGCACCAUCAAAUACCCGUGUACUGCGAUCCCUCUUGACUCCUACAAGCACUUUCUACGGCCCGAAACCAAACAGUGUUAAGCCAUUUCCCCAAACGUCAUUCAUAGUCUUCCACAAUUCGAUCGAGUCAUCGGGAUAACCGUCGUCAUCAGCCAUCACCUCAAGUUCCUCUCGAAACUCUCCCACUACGAAGAGGCAGAUCCAGUGCCAACCCGCAAUGGCGCCGCCGGCAGAGAUAUCCAUCCCGACGACCUCGCUCUCCACCCCUCCCCACAACAGCAAGCCCUACACACUCUACAACAUCACCCUCCGCCUCCCGCUCCGCUCCUUCGUCGUGCAGAAACGCUACUCGGACUUCCACACACUGCACGACUCCCUAACCUCCCUCGUCGGCGCCCCGCCCCCCGCCCCGCUGCCCGCCAAGUCCUGGUUCAAGUCCACCGUCUCCUCGCCCGAGCUGACCGAGGACCGCCGCCUCGGCCUGGAGCGCUACCUGCGCGCCAUAGCCGAGUCUCCCGACCGCCGCUGGCGCGACACCGCCUCCUGGCGCGCCUUCCUCAACCUCCCCGGCGGCUCCACGGGCACCAGCGCGGCGUCGGCGUCCGGCGUCGGCGUCGGCGUCGGCGGCCGCCACAACAACAACAACAACAACAAGGAAGCCGCCACCGCGGCGGCGGCGUCCGACCCGGGCGCGUGGCUGGACCUGCACCGCGAGCUCAAGGCGGCGCUGCACGAGGCGCGCAUGUGCCUCGCGCGGCGGGACGCGGCGUCGGAGCACGCGGCGCGCGCCGAGGCCGGCGGGGCGGCCAAGAGGGCGCUUGUGCGGGCGGGGGCGCUGCUGGCGGGGCUGGGGGAGGGCCUGAGGGCCAUGAGGGAGGGGCCCGCGGCGGGGCUCGGGGAGGGGGAGCUCAGGCGGCGGAGGGACCUGCUUGCGGCGGCGAGGGUCGAGCGCGAUGGCCUGGAGAGGCUGGGGGCCAGUCUUGCGGCGGCGGGCGGUGGGCGGCCGGCUGGGGCGGGGGAUAAGGCGGCGUUGCUUGGGGGUGGGGGUGGGUCGUCGGCGGCGGCGGCGGCUGGGCCGAGGGCUGGUGGGAGGGUGCUGGGGGUGCCGCUGCCCGAGACGGAGAGGACGAGGGAGCUUGGGAAUGAGGGCGUCGUGCAGCUGCAGCGGGAGAUGAUGUCGGAGCAGGACCAGGAUGUCGAGGCCCUGGCGAGUGUGGUGCGCCGGCAGAAGGAGAUGGGGCUCGCGAUACACGACGAGGUCAGCCGCCAGAUCGAGAGCCUCGACCGCUUGGACAGCGACACAGACCGCCUGGCCGGGAAGGUCGGCGUUGCCAAGAACCGCGUCCGGAAGCUGGGCUGACUACCAGUUGACGGGGAGGAGGGAGUGGAGGUCG